This is a messenger RNA of Scatophagus argus, 2648 nucleotides long. RefSeq names its product nuclear factor of kappa light polypeptide gene enhancer in B-cells inhibitor, zeta (gene nfkbiz). Gene Ontology annotation, biological process: regulation of gene expression. Gene Ontology annotation, molecular function: POU domain binding; DNA binding. NCBI's taxonomy places the organism in Eukaryota, Metazoa, Chordata, Actinopteri, Scatophagidae. The record is from RefSeq and is a predicted model, not a curated record. Gene Ontology annotation, cellular component: nucleus. The transcript is spliced from 10 exons. The coding region runs from base 824 to 2059 and encodes 411 amino acids.
GGAGCACCCAGCGAGUUAUUCAACACCUGCGCCGUGUGUGGAGUCUUUCGGUUUGGACACUCUGGCUUCGUCCUGCAGAUGUUCCAGUUGCUGUGUCCAAGUUGACCGGUAAGUUUAAAAGAUGUGUAAAAGUAACAUAUUGUCACUCCAAAAUGUUGUAAACUCUGUUACAGCACAGGUUCACAGCUGUUUUCUGGAUAACAGAAACAUUUUUCUUUAAAAAGAAAUAACAUUUUUAUUACCAUAUUAAUUAUUCAUGUUUUAAGUUUGCUCUGCAGUUGAGUUACUGAGUAUCUCACAGAGGCUCACUGGCUUUGUUGGGCACAGUUGCCGUAUUUGCAUAUCAACUGACCCUGGGUACCUUGCUUUUUUUGUUUAAGGAACUUUCAGACAACCAUUGAUUUUAUCUUUGAAUCCUCUCGAUGGAAAUUAUCAGCAAAUAACAAGAAAUGAAACUACAUUUUGGCCUUCUAAAUCUCCUGGGAUUAUAGUUUCAGUAUUAACUUUCAGGAGUGACAAAAUGUUUAAUAGUUUUAUUUUGAAAAUUAUAUCUGACUCACCUCAGCAACCUGUCAACCAGGAAGUUGAGCCGGGUGUGGGACCUUUUAUGUGGGAGUUGUUCCUCAUUUCUCAUCUUGUGGCCACAAGUUGAAAAGGGCAGACAGGUGACUCCGUCACACAAACUUUCAUGUUACGUUGCCGUGUCUUUGAAACUUUGCUUCUGACAGCACCUUCUUGACAGCCACUUUAUUUUUCCAGUGUGUGAGAGAAGGAAAAGUUUGGUUCCAAGAGGAGUUGACUGUUAAUACAUGACUUGCUAAACAUGCUGGAUCCAAGAGGGAUUGAAAGCAGAGGAAGCCAGAGUGUGUCUACGGGGACAAACUUCAUGAACAACAAAGGCUUUCUUACCUCUGGUCCCAAGCCCCCAGAAUACAUCCAAGAUGUGCACAAGAAGAACACUGUGAAAGAACUGCUGAUGAUGAAACGGCAGAAAUGGAGCUCACAGGACAACAACGACUUGGAGCACAAGCAUAAAUCUUGUAAAUAUUCCUACUGCAAUAUUCCACCUCACUGUGCUCCCGAAAAUGGCCACAUGACCCCACAGCAAAUGCAACAGCCAGCUCUGCAGGGACAAGCGUCUCCAGCCACCGAAGUCAAACUCACUUUAUUUCACUGGCAACUGCAGCAAGAGGAGCAGAGGAUCGGAGGACUUUCCCCCGAGCUGCUCAACAUGCAGGAUGCAGAUGGUGACACAUUUCUUCACAUAGCCGUGGCCCAAAAUAGACGCGCCCUGGCUUAUGUGCUCGCAGCCAAGAUGGCUCGGUGUGGCUCCGUGGACACCAAGGAGCACAACGGGCAGACUGCGCUUCACAUCGCGGCGGCCACCAAUCAGCACUUGAUUGUCCAGGACCUGCUGACGCACAGGGCGCAGAUCAAUAGUCGUGACCUGUGGGGCCGCUCUCCUCUGCAUAUAUGCGCCGAGAAGGGCCACUUUCUCAGCCUUCAAAGCAUCUGGAGGACCCUGAUGGGGAGUGGGCAGCUGAUUGACUUAGAAAUGUUCAACUAUGAUGGUUUAACUGCACUCCAUGCAGCCGUAGUGUCUCACAACGCUGUUGUUAGAGAGCUGAGGAAAAGGGGAAAUCAUUGUGCACAUGUGACCAUGGAGCUAACGCAGAGGGCCCAGAUGUACGUAGAAUGCAUCAAGACUCUGCUGUUGAUGGGCGCCUCCUUUGGGACAAAGGAUCUAAAAAGUGGACGGACGUGUCUUCACAUGGCUUCUGAGGUGGCAAAUUUAGAUCUGUUCCACAUUUUCCUUGAGCAGCCAUCUUCACUCUCCGUUGUAAAUGCUAAGACGUUCAGUGGAAACACAGCCCUGCACAUGGUCAGCUCUCUACAUAAUCACGAACAUCAAGUGGAAGCAGUGAAGCUUCUGAUGAGAAAAGGAGCCGACCCCGGGAGCAGGAACCUGGAAAAUGAACUGCCAUCUCAGCUGGUGCCUGAAGGACCUGUUGGUGAAAAGGUGCGGCAGAUCCUGAAAGGGAAGUAUCGUAACACUUAAGUGAAGUUCAAAACCACUGUCAGUCAGACAGUCCAAUCUAUCAAAAUGUUAUUUGCCCAAACACGGCAGAUUGCGGUUGUUUCAGUGAAAUAUGCCAAAUUGUUCAUUACCAUGUAAUGCCAAAGAGUGUUUCUAUUGUAGAUCUUUUUUAUGUGUAGUGUGUUAGGCUUUAAGUCAAUACUGUAAUAUUGAGUGGACCUUCUCUGCAAGUGUACAUGCAUGUGUUGUGUUUCAUGAUAUAUGAUGGGGCUGCCACUGUGAUUGGCCCAGAAGCAGGCUAAGUGUGAGGCCAUUGGCUGGUGUGGAAGCAGGUAUGCCUUUGCAGUGUACGAAGACAUGUACGAAGGCGAAUUGUUUCGAGCAAUUUGGGGAACCAGGCACCGUCCCGGGUGGGGCGGCAAAUGACACAAUCACAGUGGCAGAAAUUUACUUUCUAUUGGUUUUGGUAUCUUCAUAUGUAAAAUAACCACUGGAUAGGUUUCCGUUAUUCACUUUUAUUUUUAUUUCACUUUCUUGUACUUUUGCAGUUUGCAGUCUUAAAAAUGACAUUCUCACUUUCAACAUUAAAGAUACAAAACAUGGCAAAUUA